ACGAAGACUGUGGAGCCUGGCCAGGGGAGUGGAGGAGCUCCUGCUGGACCUGCUCCCAGCUUGGUGGCCACCAGGGAGGAUGCUUUAUGGGGAGAGGUGUGUCUCUUGCCUGCAGUGACCCCCUUGGUGGGCGCUCUGGGAUCCUUACUGAUGCUCUGUUCCUAUGUAGCUGCAACCUCACCCAUUAGCUCUCAGGAGAAGACCUGGUGUUAUGCCCUGGGGUUUGCCACUUUUCUCCCCACCGCUGUUUGCUGAUGGCACACUGGGCAUCAUCCUUGUGCCCCAUCCUCGCCUGCCUGAUGAAGGCCGACCCCAGCACCAGCUCUGCUGGGGUGGGUUUGCUGCCCCUCAUCCUCCUGGCCGUGCUGAGCAGCCUCUCGCUGCAGAAAUCCCUGCCUGCAGCCUACCGAGCCCAGGAGGGUCCCCAGGAGAGCCCAGGCUUGAUCCAGUGCGGGGAGUACAGCAACCAGGUGCUGCCCAACGGGCGCUGCAAGAUCGUGGCCACGCUGCCGCAGGGGGACGAGCAGCGCUGCCCGGACAUGUUCCGCUGCACCGACGAGGUGUCCUACUGGCUCCACGAGAACGAGGAGAGGAAGCAGCAGAUCCUGGAGCUGCGGGAGCUCAUCUCAGAGCUACAGGAGGAGCUGAGGAACCACCGGCACCGCAUCAAAGUCCUUGAGCUCCAGCACGAGGAGGCGGCCGGCCGCAACCACAGCUUGGCCCAGCGGGUGCAGGACCUGGAGCAUCGGUACAGCGAGGCCAGCACCCUGCAGCACAUCCAGGCCACGCUGCUCUACGACAUGCAGGCGCAGAUCAACAACAUCUCCGUCCUCGCCGACUGGGCCUGGCGCAACCCCACCUGCCUGGGCCCCGCCGAGAUGAGGCUGCAAGAGGAGAUGCAGCCAGAGGUGAAGCAUGGCAGGAACUGCCCCAUUGACUGUGCCUCUGUUUACUACAACGGGCUGCGGCGCUCCGGCGUCUACAACAUCAUGCCUUCGGUUGGAGGGAUGCCUAUCGAGGUGCUGUGUGAGAUGGACACUGAAGGUGGAGGCUGGACAGUCAUCCAGAGACGUCAGGAUGGCUCAGUUGACUUCAACCGGACCUGGAAUGAGUACAAGGAGGGCUUUGGAGACCUGAAUGGUGAAUUCUGGCUUGGCAAUGAGAACAUCCACAAGCUGACCAGCCAAGGGGACUACUCCCUGCGCAUUGACCUGGAGGACUGGAACAACAAGCACAAGCAUGCCUUCUACCAGGUCUUCAGCGUUGAGGAUGAGGAGAACUAUUACCGCCUGCACGUGGAUGGCUUCAGCGGGACCGUGGAGGAUUCCUUUGCCUGGUACCACAACAAGAGGAGCUUCAGCACCCCUGACUCGGGGAACAUCUGUGCUGAGAUCUCCCACGGAGGCUGGUGGUACCACCAGUGUUUUUUCUCCAACCUCAAUGGGGUGUACUACAAGGGUGGCAGGUACUCCCUCAAAAACCGCAAGCUGCUGGGGCCGGACGGGAUCGUGUGGUACUCCUGGAAGGACACAGACUACUACUCCUUGCGGAAGGUGGUGAUGAUGAUCCGACCACGCACUUUCCGGCCCCACCUCUCCCCAUGAAGGAGCCUGAGCUGUUCCUCCUUUCACCUCACCUUGAACCUUGGGGACAGAGGGCUGGAAAGAGCCUGCUCUGAGCACAAACUGAUUGCUGGAGACCCUGACAGCACCGAGCCGCCACACGUGUUUGCUCUCAAGAGAAUUGAACUGAGAACAGAGGUGUCAAGACCUUCGUUCUUCCCAGAAAGAGAGAUUGGCCAUUGGAAUGUGCUGCCCAGGGAGGUGGUGGAGUCACCAUCCCUGGGGGGGUUUAGCAAGAGACUGGCUGGGGUGCUUGGUGCCAUGGUUUAGUUGAUUAGAUGGUGUUGGGUGAUAGG
Molecule: messenger RNA, 1918 nt
Organism: Dryobates pubescens (Downy woodpecker)
Lineage: Eukaryota; Metazoa; Chordata; Aves; Piciformes; Picidae
Product: angiopoietin-related protein 7
Exons: 6
Coding region: 255-1604 (449 amino acids)
Source: RefSeq, a predicted model, not a curated record